Messenger RNA from Prunus armeniaca (apricot), 2205 nucleotides. Lineage: Eukaryota; Viridiplantae; Streptophyta; Magnoliopsida; Rosales; Rosaceae. The record is from the annotation of a GenBank genome assembly.
AUGAAAAUAAGCAAUGUUAGUGAGGGAUUAAUUAAGAUUGAAGAUGCAAUAAGCUCUAAAAGGGUUCUUCUUGUUCUCGAUGAUGUGGAUCAUAUGGACCAAUUAGAUGCAGUAUUUCAAGUGAAAGAUCGAUUUUAUCCAGGAAGUAAAAUCAUCAUAACAACUAGGCGUGCAAGAUUGUUAAAGGCUCAUCAAAUUACUGAGGCGUAUGCAGUUGGAACUUUGACUCAAAAAGAAUCAUUGGAGCUCUUCAGUUGGCACGCUUUUGGCCAAGACCAUCCUGUUGAAGAUUACAUAGAAUAUUCAGAGAAGCUAGUCGAUCAUUGCGGAGGACUUCCAUUAGCUCUCAAAGUUUUAGGUUCUUCUUUGUUGGGGGAAAGUGUAUGUCUAUGGAAAAGUGCAUUGGAGAAGUUAGAAGUUAUUCCAAAUGGUGAAAUAAUAAAUAAACUAAGAGUAAGCUAUGACUCUUUGCAAGAUGACCAUGACCAAAAAUUAUUCCUCCACAUUGCUUGUUUCUUUAUCGGAAUGGACAAAGAUUACAUUGCUAAAAUACUAGAUGGAUGUGAUUUCUAUACAAUUGUUGGCAUUCAAAAUCUCAUCGAUAGAUGUUUGGUGAUUAUUGAUGGAUGGGACAAGGUGCGGAUGCACGACCUGAUUCGUGGAAUGGGAAGAGAAAUUGUUCGCCUAGAAUCAAAGGAGCCUUGGAAGCGUAGUAGAGUAUGGCAUCAUAAGGACUCUUUCAAAAUCUUGACAGAAAAGAAUGGUACUGAAACAAUUGAAGGUCUUGUCCUGGACAUGCACAUGUACCCUACUAUAAACUCAAAUGAGAAAGUCUUGGAAACCAAUGCAUUUUCACGGAUGCAGGAACUAAAACUACUCCAUCUUAGUCAUGUAAAACUCCGCGGAUGUUACGCAAAAUUUUGUAGUGGACUAAGAUGGUUGUGUUGGUUUGAAUUUCCUUUAGAUUCUAUACCUGCCGAUUUUCCUGUGGGAAGCAUUAUUGUUCUUGAAAUGCAAUACAGCAAUCUGAGACAAGUAUUCAAGGGAACAAAAUAUCUUCCGUCCUUGAAGACCCUUGAUCUCAGCCAUUCUCAUUCCCUUACAGAAACCAUUGAAUUCUCAUAUUGCCCAAAUCUAGAGAAAUUGGUUCUAGUAGACUGCACGAGCCUGAUUUAUCUCCAUGGAUCCAUUGGAAACCUAGAGAGACUUACUUACUUGAAUAUGAAAGAUUGCAAAAAGAUUAGGUUGCUUCCCAAGAACAUUUGUAUGCUAAAAUCACUUGAAACAUUUAUUAUAUCUGGUUGCUCAAAUCUAAAGGAGUUAUCAAUUGAGAUGUUGAGGAACAUGGACUCGUUAAAAGUGCUUGAGACAGAUGGAAUUCCGAUAAAUUGCAUUUCAUUGGAGAAAAUGACAUUUCAAUCCCGUCACGUAGAGACAGCCAUAUCAUUUAAUCACAGCAGCCUAGUUGAGUGGCAGUACAAGUUCAAGUUACAAGCCAUCAUUGGAUUGUGCAACUUGUUGGAAUCAAUGGCACCCAUUCUACAAAAGGAUGAUCCAAUUCCCGUCCAGGGACUAUACGAAUGUCGUAUAUUCAGCACAUUUUUUGGUGGGAAUGAGGUUCCAGGCCAAUUCAGCCAUAAAAGCAGAGGGUCCUCAAUAUCUUUUACUGUGCCAUUACUUGAUAAUCACAGAACUCGAGGCUUGAUUGUCUUUGUUGUCUAUGUGAAUGCUGGCUAUGAUUCUCCUAUUGUCCACCACAAUUAUUGGCCACAUAUAAUAGUCAAAAAUAAGAGCAAGGGUCUGUCGAAGGUGUAUGACCCAUCACACUACGGUAUUCCAGGUGAAGGAGAAGACAUGAUAUGGUUAAGCCACUGGAGUUUGGAGGAUGAGCCUUUACAAGGGGGCGAUGAAGUGGUUGUUUCUGUAAUUAUGAAAUCUGGGCUUCUGGUAAAGGAGUUGGGCAUCCGACUUGUGCAGGUGCAACAAGAAGAGAAUCAUAAUAUGAUGAGUAUUUCUACAGAUUCUUCUUAUGAUCGAUUAUCGUUCAAUAUGAUCCUUGGGGACUCUGAUGAAGAAGACGAAGAAGAAGAGCCACAGGAUGAUAUCACAGUUGCAACCACUACAGGCAGCAAUAACUCCGGCGGCCUCGGUGGCUGGAAGGUGCUCGCAGCUUGUUUCUGUUGUCCCGUUGGUAUGAAAAUGUAG